AUAUAUUAUUAAUCAACAGAUACAUCUAAAACUCACCUGUUGAGAUUUCAAUACUCCAAUAUGAAGUUUAGUGUACGAUCAGACGUGGGAUUGGUAACAAGUGGUUAUUUUGUUCUUUGUAUAGAAAAAAGGUUGAACAAAAAAGUCAACAAACAUGUCACUCGACGAGCGCUUCAAUGAUGCUGCUGAACGUGUGAAGAAAUUCACGAGCAGACCCACAGAUCAAGAAUUACUGGAAUUAUACGCUUUGUUUAAACAAGCCACAGUUGGAGACAAUAACACUAGUAAACCAGGUAUGUUUGACCUGAAAGCCAAAGCCAAGUGGCAGUACUGGUCAGAGAAAAAAGGGAUGAGUUCGGAGGCUGCCAAAGAAGCCUAUGUUACAUUAGUAACCGAAUUGGAGCAGAAGUACAAAUGA
Molecule: messenger RNA, 418 nt
Organism: Ctenocephalides felis (cat flea)
Lineage: Eukaryota; Metazoa; Arthropoda; Insecta; Siphonaptera; Pulicidae
Product: acyl-CoA-binding protein homolog
Exons: 4
Coding region: 155-418 (87 amino acids)
Biological process (GO): fatty acid metabolic process
Molecular function (GO): long-chain fatty acyl-CoA binding
Source: RefSeq, a predicted model, not a curated record